This is a messenger RNA of Pogoniulus pusillus (Red-fronted tinkerbird), 1804 nucleotides long. Its product is annotated as V-set and immunoglobulin domain-containing protein 4-like. Gene Ontology annotation, biological process: negative regulation of T cell proliferation; negative regulation of macrophage activation; negative regulation of complement activation, alternative pathway. Bases 281 to 1360 code for a protein of 359 amino acids. Gene Ontology annotation, molecular function: complement component C3b binding. The transcript has 7 exons. NCBI's taxonomy places the organism in Eukaryota, Metazoa, Chordata, Aves, Piciformes, Lybiidae. The record is from RefSeq and is a predicted model, not a curated record.
GAAGAGUCUCCAGUUCCAUUGCCCUGUGCAGGGAAGAAGCCAUCAGUGACAAAUGGCAGCACUUGCAGACAACAGCCUGAGCUCAGCUGCAAUUUGAACCCUUCAGUUAAAGCAAACAGGUCAGCAGUGAAAUGGACUCGUGAUGUUUCAGAAAGAGGAUCCUAGAUGACAAAGAACAGAAGAAAAGGAAGUGUUCUUCACUUGCAUUCUGGUCCCAGGAGUGUGGGGGGGUCUCUCACAAAGCAUAGGGAAAGGAGGACAGACCUGGAGUUCUGGCAGAAUGGGAGAAGCUGUGUGGAUAGUGGUCUUCACGAUGGCUUUCACCUGCUGCAGUGCCUUCCUGGACCUGUCUGGUGUCCACGAGAUGAAGGUCAUGUGGAUGGGCUCCACCAUGGUGCCAUGUAGCUACGUGCCCUCAGAAGGUUUCAUGCAGCAAACGCUCAGCUGGAGCCUGGAGCGAGACCACAGCAGCUCAACCAUCUUUCGGAGGGACAGUUCUGGUGACCACGUUUUGCUCUCCCGCUUCCGAGACCGCAUCAGUGUCCCAAAGGACAGCCCUGGGAACGCCUCACUGCUGAUUGAGAGCCUUGAAAUCACUGACAGUGGACACUACACCUGUCAAAUCACCUGGAUUUCUGAAAAUAACAGCUUGGUAACAAAGGAGGUGACCACUACAGUUAAAGUUCUCAAAGUUGCAGCUACCAAGCCCAUCAUCAGGGCCGGUGAGCUGGGGCUGAGGGUCCCAGCAGGAGCCAGGACCAGCCUGACCUGUGAGGCCAGUGGCUCCCCCCCCAUCAGCUACCGCUGGUUCAGGAGCACCCCAGAGGGCAAAGCCCUGUUCCUCAGCAGCCAAGCUGAGCUGGCAUGGGACAACCUGCAUCCCUCUGACUCCGGGAGGUACUACUGUGAGGCAACAAACAGAGCUGGGGCCGGAGCCGUGCAGCAGAGUGAUGCUGUGGAGCUGACUGUGACAACAGGUGCUCCGCGGGCCGCGCACCCCUCGCACCUCUACGCGCUGGCGGCCGCGCUGGGCGUGGCGGUGCUGGGCGCGCUCCUGGCCGCGAUCCUCUGCCGGUGGCGGCGGCGGCGGCGACAGGACAAGGCGGAUUCGAUCUAUCAAGUCUGUUUCCACAGCACUGCAGAUGUCACCAGACUGGAGGCUGAUGUGGAAGUCCCUGCUAAGUGCCCACUCACAGAGACAAACCCUAAGGCUGCAACAUCCAAUGACUCUCCCACCAUUAAAGACAACAGCCACAAUGGCACAUGCAUCAGGAAAAGUUCUGAGUACGAGAACCUUCUGACUGCAAUGGAAUCAGAAUAUGAAAUAGAAUUUAGUGGAGUACCAGCUCUUCCAAACUAGCAGCUGUGUGGGGCCGCAGAUAGCGAGUGGUAAAUGUUACCAGAGGAAACUCUUCCCCCUGUCUGCCUUCUGCUCUGAUAAGCACACCAGUCUCACUGCUUGCUUUAACCCAGGGGAACUACAGAACCUCCUGGGGCCUUGGCAAAUGAGGUCUUGCCCCUUGGUGCAGAAACCCUUAGCCGAGCGGUUAUCCACCUGCUUUUAUUGAGAGGGUAAUUUCUGAGCAGCCUGAAGGAGCAAGGUGAGGAAAAGAGGGUCAGAAGGAGUGAAAACGAGCACAUCUUUAGCCUGCCAAUCGAAGGUGUAGCUGGGUGGAGCGCUGCUAGCCAAUAACACCGGCAAGGUGGAUGUUCAAGUGCAUGUUCCCAGACUGCAAGAAGCCAGGGACUGUGCUGGAAAUGUACAUCCUCUGUCCUUUACAGCUCAACAAAUACCUGUUGUACA